GGCCCUCCCGCCUGCCUCCUGCGGGCCCCGCCGCGAUGGAGCUGCCCCAGCCGGAGCCCGCGCCCGCUCCGGCUCUCAGUCCGGUCUGCCUGGGCCGUGGAGCCGAGCGUCCCCGCCACCUCCUGGGCCUCCAGACGGGAGCUCACGGCCUCGUGGGGUCCCCGGAGCGCGCGGCCGCUUCCUCGCCGGUCACCACCCUCACCCAGACCAUGCACAACCUCGCGGGGCUCGGCAGUGAGACCCCAAAGCGGCAGGUGGGCAGCCUGCUCACAAGCCUAUCCCUGUCCCGGAGGCGGGCAUCUGAAUCCUCCCUGUCGUCUGAGUCUUCUGAAUCUUCUGAUGCAGGUCUCUGUAUGGAUUCCCCCAGCCCCAUGGAUCCCCAGAUGGCAGAGCAGACGUUUGAGCAGGCCAUCCAAGCAGCCAGCCGGGUCAUCCGAAACAAGCAGUUUGCCAUUCGACGCUUCCAGUCCUUGCCGGUGAGGCUUCUGGGCCACAGCCCUGUGCUACGGAACAUCACCAACUCCCAAGCACCUGGCAGCUGGAGGAAGAGUGAGGCGUGUGGCCGAGCUGCCCAGAGCUCUGGGGAGGACAAAGAGAAUGUGCGCUUCCAGAAGGCUGGAGUGUGGGAGCACUUCAGGGAGAGAAGGAAGGGGGUGUGCUGGGAUGGUUCUCUGGCAUUUGAUGACACCCACCCAUGUUGCCCACAGGAUGGGUUUGUCUUCAAGAUGCCAUGGAAACCCCCACAUCCCAGCCAUGCCCAUGCUUCAGCAGAGUGGGCUGACCGCAGAGAAGCCUUUGCCCAGAGACCAAACUCAGCCCCUGACCUGAUGUGUCUCACCCCUGAGCGGAAGAUGGAAGUAGAGGAGCUGAGUCCUCCGGCCCGAUGCCACUUCUCCUUGAUUGCCCCCCGGGGGGCCUCCGAAGAAGAUGAUGGAUUUGUGGACAUCCUGGAGAGUGACUUAAAGGAUGAUAAUGCGGUACCCCCGGGCAUGGAGAGCCUCAUUAGCGCCCCACUGGUCAAGACCUCAGAAAAGGAGGAAGAGCAGGACCUCAUCAUGUACAGCAAGUGCCAGCGGCUCUUCCGUUCUCCAUCCAUGCCCUGCAGCGUGAUCCGACCCAUCCUCAAGAGGCUGGAGCGGCCCCAUGACCGGGACCUGCCCAUACAGAACAAGCGGAGGAGGAGUGGGACUCUUCCAGAGGAGCCACGGGAGGCCGAAGAACCUAAAGCCCGUGUGCUCCGCUCCAAGUCCUUGUGUCAUGAUGAGAUUGAGACCAUCCUGGACAGUGACCACCGAGAACUGAUUGGGGAUUACUCCAAGGCCUUCCUUCUGCAGACUGUGGAUGGAAAGCACCAAGAUCUCAAGUACAUCUCACCAGAAACGAUGGCAGCCCUGCUGGCAGGCAAGUUCAGCAACAUCGUGGAGAGGUUUGUGAUUGUGGACUGCAGGUACCCCUACGAGUAUGAAGGCGGGCACAUCAAGACUGCCGUGAACCUGCCCCUGGAAAGGGACGCUGAGACCUUCCUGCUACAGAGCCCCAUCACACCCUGUAAUCUGGACAAGAGAAUCAUCCUCAUUUUCCACUGUGAAUUCUCAUCUGAGCGUGGUCCCCGCAUGUGCCGUUUCAUCAGGGAACGUGACAGAACCGCCAAUGACUACCCCAGCCUCUACUACCCUGAGAUGUAUAUCCUUAAGGGCGGCUAUAAGGAGUUCUUCCCACAGUACCCGACUUUUUGUGAGCCCCAGGACUACCGGCCUAUGAACCAUGAAGCCUUCAAGGAUGAGCUGAAGACCUUCCGCCUCAAGACUCGCAGCUGGGCAGGGGAGCGGAGCCGGCGGGAGCUCUGUAGCCGCCUGCAGGACCAGUGAAGGGCCAGUGCCAGUCCUGCCUAUCUUCUUUGCCUCACUGCCUGUGUGCCAGCCACCCAGGAGCCCGAGGGUCUGCUGGAGGCCCCAGGUGCCAUCCAGGGGCAGGACAGCGAGGGUGUCCUGUCUGCCCCCAGCCCAUGUCUCACUUUAAUCAUAUUCCAUAUCUUCAUGCCACCCUCACCCCACCCCACCCUGUCCCACCUCACCUCACCUCAGCCCAGCCCAGCCCAGGACAGCCCUGCCCCUGGAAGAGCCCAGUCUGUUGACUUUGUGAAAUUGGAUUAAGUCUAGCUCAAAGGAAGUAUUUUGUGUCCAGUGGAAACUUUUUGCUCUUUUUUUUUUUUUUCCCCCUUCCUUGAGUUAGCCCUUUGUCUUCUUGUGUCCAGAAAAGCCCCCUCUUUCCUAGGGGCUUUGUUUGUAUGUGGCUGGAGAAAUGCCACAGCCCCGCAGGGAUGGGCCAAAGCAGACCUCCUCCCUGGCCCGGGAGUUGGCACUCCUGUUGUGUCUGCCAUGUUCCCUUUCUCUUCCUCUCUCUCUCCUGUCCUUCCACAUGAACACCUCUAGCACAAACAGAAGCUCUUACUCUUUCCUGUUUCAGUGUUACCUACAUGUUUGAUUUGUCUGAUCUGUUGCCCAUCUCAGGGUAUGCAUAGGCUGAUAUUUAGGUUCUUCUAUCCACUUGGGGUUAGAGACUCCAAACAUUCAUUAGCCACUUGACCAUGGCUUCCGUUGCCUCAGAAAGGGAUGUCCUCCUCAGGGGCCUUUGGGGGAGGGCUAAGGCCUACAUCCUCAGCCCCCGGCAGCCCAGCCCCCACUGCUGUGAACCCCAGGGCCUGACUUGUCAGAAUUCGCUGCUGUCUUGUUGUGGAGGGACAGAUGGAUGAAUGGAUGAUGGAUGGAUGGAUGGAUGGCCACGAAUGCCCAAUGUCUCACACACACAAACUGCUGAAUGGAAGCAUUUCAGUGAGCAUGACAGCCUGCGGCAAGAAUAUACAUGUCUGUUUGUGUGGACAAAAUCUUCAUAUUUUAAGGUUUGGAAAUAUUCAAGACAAAAUGUCAUGGAAGCAAUGAAACCAAGGAUGGAGCCACAUCUGGAUUCCAAAUCUCAGGAUGUGUGGAGGGCUGUGCUUCAAGGCCUUGUUGGUUGAUUCAUCUGUUUGCACCUUGGUUCAAUAAAGCACUGAGCAAGCUACA
Messenger RNA from Canis lupus familiaris (dog), 3062 nucleotides. It is a transcript of the gene CDC25B, whose product is annotated as cell division cycle 25B. The transcript is spliced from 15 exons. The record is from RefSeq and is a predicted model, not a curated record. Gene Ontology annotation, biological process: protein dephosphorylation; positive regulation of G2/M transition of mitotic cell cycle; positive regulation of G2/MI transition of meiotic cell cycle. Gene Ontology annotation, molecular function: protein tyrosine phosphatase activity. Gene Ontology annotation, cellular component: nucleus; cytoplasm. Bases 36 to 1868 code for a protein of 610 amino acids. NCBI's taxonomy places the organism in Eukaryota, Metazoa, Chordata, Mammalia, Carnivora, Canidae.